UCGGUUUCAGUUAGUACUGUCGCAGACGUGGUAGACACAGGUGGAAAAACUUAGGUACCAGUGGAAAAAUGUAUAUAUUUAUAUUUUUAGCGUUUCUUUCGUCUGCGUAUGCGCAGAUAAUUGUAUCUGGAACUUGUGGGAAUGAAACCAUCAAUACCGACACCGACUUUUUUAACAUGACGGCACUAGCAACAUGGCAGGAGGUCCAGCGGAUCACCAACCAGCUGGAAGUCGGCCAGUGCUCCUCCAUCACCCCGCGGCAACGCACCAACACCAACAACACCAGCUCAGACAUGCUGAUCAUCAGGGAGGUGGUCAACGGGACCGCACGUUACCUCAACGGUAGCGUCUCUGCGUAUUUGAAUAAAAAGAUCACUGUCAACUUUACUGGUGUCGUAAUUUAUUUGAGGGUCCUGAUAACGGACUCCACAAACUACGCGCUGGUCUAUGGCUGUCGAGACGUAGCGAAUAAUACAAAAGCAGUGUACGGUUGGAAACUGUCACGAAGCACGACGCUGUCAUCGAGUGACCUCGCCACCGUCAAUGCGGCUGUCGACGGCACCGACCUGCAGAACCUCCCCUGGACCACCGUCUCCCACUCUGGUGAAUCCUGCAAGGUCAACUCUGCUGUGACAUCAAAGAUGUCCAUCCUACUGAGCAUCCUAGCAGCGAUUUUCGCUAUGGUGAAAUAAUUUGUAGGUGGUGAAGCUGUAUUAUUAUUUGGUAAUAAAUUAUUUUAU
Molecule: messenger RNA, 740 nt
Organism: Aricia agestis (brown argus)
Lineage: Eukaryota; Metazoa; Arthropoda; Insecta; Lepidoptera; Lycaenidae
Exons: 4
Coding region: 69-692 (207 amino acids)
Source: RefSeq, a predicted model, not a curated record